CUGAAUUUCGAGUGGGUGCAAAUUUAGUUAGAAUUUUUGGUCCGAAGUAGACACAACUCUCAAAUAAAAAUUCUCCAACAUUUAAACAAAAUGUGCAAAAUUUUUGUGCAUUUCGUGUGUGUAAAAUUAUUGCUAUUAAAUUUAUGUGUCAUAAAAGUUAAUGGCUUGUGUUUGGCGACAGAGCCGCCAACUUGUCUAACGAACUUAGAAGAGGAGGACGCCAAAGAAAUUCUGGAUUAUGUGAUGAGUAAAUAUGAAGAAGUUGGCAUGAAAAUCACCGGCGAGCCAUUGGCGGUUCGUGGCAAGCGUAUAUCGUCGGGUGGUACUGAAGAAUUUCACAUUGUCUUUCAUUACGUGGACAAUACUCCGAGCGAUGUGAUACAAAAUUGUGUAUUUAUAGUGGUACAUACUCCAAAUGCAUGUGAGACGAUAAGUACAGUGUGUAAUACAUUUCUGGUCGUAACGCCUCGACCACUCUUAAAGCUUGAAGACUUAACAGUUUGCGAAGAUGCUGAGGAGCAAACAAAAUCACACGAAGAAAACGAAGAAGAGAAAACCAAAUAAAUAACUUCGCUUUGAAUUUAGUUUACACAUUUAUUACAUUAGCAGUAUUAUGAAAUAGUUAAAUCAGGUGAAUCACUAAUUAUAUUACUUUAUUCAAUUUAAUAAUGGCAUAUAUUUAAAUAUUAAUAAAUAGAGACAUUUAGAAGAAAUGA
Messenger RNA from Zeugodacus cucurbitae (melon fly), 716 nucleotides. RefSeq lists its product as uncharacterized. The transcript is spliced from 4 exons. The coding region runs from base 91 to 564 and encodes 157 amino acids. The record is from RefSeq and is a predicted model, not a curated record. NCBI's taxonomy places the organism in Eukaryota, Metazoa, Arthropoda, Insecta, Diptera, Tephritidae.